Messenger RNA from Paramecium sonneborni, 1143 nucleotides. Lineage: Eukaryota; Ciliophora; Oligohymenophorea; Peniculida; Parameciidae. The record is from the annotation of a GenBank genome assembly.
AUUACAUAAUAAUUAUGUUCAAAGUUAAGAUUCUCCAAAUAUUUGAUUCUUUUGUACUUAAUACUAUUGGUCCAUACUAUAGAAGAUUAGGGAAAAGCUUAUUAUCUUAGGGGAAUGAUAUAUUGGGAAGUGAGGCAAGUGAUGAUCGUUUAGUUUAAUGUUUAAGAUAAGUGGAAGUGAAAGGAAAUAGUCCAUAAAUAGGAGAUGCAUUAUUUACAGCUCCAAAUUCAGUAUUGAUUGGAAAUGUUAUAUUAAAAUAAAAGUAAGACUUAAAAGUUGAUUUGAUAGUUCAUCAAUAUGGUAUGGAGCAACAUUAAGAGCAGAUAAUAAUUCAAUAACAGUGGGGAAGAAUUCUUUAAUUUAGGAUAAUGUAUACAUAAAAGCAACUAAACAAAUAUAAGUUGGUAAUAAUGUGUUAGUUGGUCCAAAUUCUAAUUUAUAAGGAUGUACAAUUGGAGAUGAUGCCUUUAUUGGAAUGGGUUCAAUAGUAAAAUAAGGAGCGAAUGUUUAAGGUGUAGUUGCAGCAGGUUCUCUUGUUUAAGAAGGAACAGAAAUUAAAUAAGGUGAAGUAUGGGCAGGAUCUCCAGCUAAAUAUUUAAGAGACAUUACUCCUUAAGAAUUAUAAAUCUUGAAAGAAUAUAAAUAAGAGUUAUUAGAAUUAGCAUAAGUACAUAAUGAAGAGACAUCAAAGAGUUUCAGAUAAGUAUGAUGAACAAUCCUAUCGAAUUAGAUUGUUUUAGAUACUGACGAAAGACUAUAAAAAUAAUAAAUGGGUAGUGAGGAAGAAGCUUUGUAAAAAAUUGCUGAAUUAAAUUUCCCAUUAGAAUAUGAAGAUGAAGAAUUUAUAGAAUAAAGAGUAUUUAUGAAAUAACAACCACCAAUGUUUAUGGACUCAGAAAAUUUGUAGAGUCAAUAAGAUUAAUACGAAUAGGAUUUGAAUCAAUUUUCAGAAAGUAAUUACUUUUUUUAUUAUUAAUAGACAUGUAAAAAUAUUCAGAAGAUUAUUAAAUAUAUGAAGAAGCCAAGAAAUACUUUGAAUAGAAUCCAUAAGCAAAAGCAAAUUAAUUUGCACCAAAAUCAGAAAUUCUUGAUAAUAAUCCUUGGAGUAGAAAGUAUUGAUUUCAUCAUAAUAUAUAAUGCCAC